This is a messenger RNA of Actinia tenebrosa (Australian red waratah sea anemone), 906 nucleotides long. RefSeq lists its product as uncharacterized. NCBI's taxonomy places the organism in Eukaryota, Metazoa, Cnidaria, Anthozoa, Actiniaria, Actiniidae. The record is from RefSeq and is a predicted model, not a curated record.
AUGCAGGAUGAUGGGAAGGGAGAAGAGACGGAUAGUGAUUUUGGAGACAUGAAACACGUAUCUACAAAAGGGGAUAGAUCACCCAUUAUUGUCACGGUACUUGUGGAAGGUCAAGAGUUAUCAAUGGAGCUUGAUACUGGGUCAGCCUUGUCGGUGAUAAGUAAAGAAACCUUCCACAAAGGGCGUGUCCACCAAGAGUACCACCCUCCAGUUACGCACUUAUACAGGGGAGGUAGUAAAACCCGUUGGGGUCUCCAAACGCUAGCACGCAAGCCGGAGGUGGAACAAGCCCUGGAUGAGCUAGAGGCUGAGGGAGUGAUUGUGGGGGUGAAUUAUAGCGAAUGGGCGGCGCCCAUCGUGACUCCAGUAAAGAAAGACGGCAGUGUCAGGGUAUGCGGGGAUUUUAAAGUAACAAUUAACCCGCAACUAGAAAUCGACGAAUACCCCCUUCCACGCAUAGAAGACAUCUACGCCAGUCUUAGUGGGGGUAAACAGUUCAGCACUCUUGAUUUGCGCCAGGCCUACCUCCAAAUGGAGGUUGAUGAACAGUCCAAGCAUUACCUUACCGUCAAUACUCACCGAGGGCUGUUCCAAUACCAACGCUUACCGUACGGUGUGGCCUCGGCACCUGCCAUCUGGCAGAGAGCGAUGGAUCAGGUAUUACAGUGCCGUCCAGGAGUACAGUGUUACCUAUAUGAUAUCGUAGUGACCGGUAAGUCUGAAAGAGAACACCUGGAUGUGCUGGACAAGAUGUUGCAGAGGCUGGAGGAGUAUGGGCUAAAGGCCAACAAAGGGAAAUGCAAGUUCCUCCAAGAGUAUCUGGGUCACGUGAUUUCUGCGGARGGUCUACGCCAAUCGCCAAAAAAGACUAAAGCCAUCGUAGAGAUGCCAGCAACCAGGACGUAG